Messenger RNA from Letharia columbiana, 957 nucleotides. RefSeq lists its product as uncharacterized. Gene Ontology annotation, molecular function: acetyltransferase activity. The coding region runs from base 1 to 957 and encodes 318 amino acids. The transcript has a single exon. The record is from RefSeq and is a predicted model, not a curated record. Lineage: Eukaryota; Fungi; Ascomycota; Lecanoromycetes; Lecanorales; Parmeliaceae.
AUGUCUGCUAAAUCUGCAAGACCCACUUAUGAUGCGGAUCAGAUUUCAAAGUAUCUCAAGCACAUUUCUCUGCCUGAAGAUUCCAAAGAUCUAUUUCAUGCACCGGGAAAAUUGCAUCAUUGCAAUAAUGCCCUCAAGUUCCUCACUCAAUUGCAAAGACAUCAGAUAGCUACCGUCCCGUUUGAAAACUUAAGCUUACAUUAUUCUCGAGAUCAUACGAUUUCUCUAGACCCAGGCUACUUAUUUAACAAAGUGGUUGACCGAGGCCAUGGAGGCUACUGUAUGGAAAAUAACUGCUUCUUCGGUACCGUACUGCGGAGUUUGGGCUUCAACGUGUUCAGUGCUGGUGCCCGAGUGAAUACAGGGGCCAAUGGGACCGGAGAGGAUAGGUGGGAAGGCUGGUCCCAUAUGGUUAAUAUAGUCACGCUUUCCUCCGGCCAAAAGUACAUGCUCGACGUGGGCUUUGGCGGCAAUGGUCCAAUCCAGCCGCUGCUGCUCAACCCGUCUGCUGCUCCCACUCAGCACAUAGCGCCAGCGGAGGCGAGGCUCGUCCACGAGAAUAUUCCUCACAACACCGACCCAAAUCAAAAACUUUGGCAAUAUCAACACCGCAUCGACCCGCAGUCAGAGUGGCAGACAAUGUACUGCUUCACCGAACUCGAGUUCCUCCCCAAGGACUACGAGGUUAUGAACUUUUGGACAAGUCAAAGCCGGAAGAGCUGGUUCACGUAUAGUGUUGUAGCUGUGAAGAUGAUUUUGGAGGGGGAAGAUGUGGUGGGGACAUUAGUUUUGAGUGGGGGUGACGUGAAGAGAAGGGUGCAGGGGAAGACGGAGCAUUUGAGGACGUGUAAGACGGAGGAGGAGAGGGUACAGGCUUUGCGGGAUGUGUUUGGGUUGAGAUUGACGGAUGAGGAGAGAAGAGGGAUUGGAGGGAUGGUCACUGAGUUGAAAGAAUGA